GUGGCAAAAUGAGAGGUUUACCGGAAGGUCACAUUUGUAAUUUACCGCACGAUUCCGGGACGAAUCUAGUUUCGAUCGGACCGGAAACAUCAGUCUGGACUAGAAUCUGUCGUCGUGUACGAAAGUGUAUGCUCCUUUCGCCCGAACAUCCGGAUACAUCAGCAUAUUUCAAAAGUUUCGCUCAAAUUGCCAAUGAAAACAAACGGCUGGUGGAGGAUUUUCCAGUGUACAUCAUUCAUCCGUUGAGUGUCUUUCGGAAGUACUGGGACAUUGUGAUGUUUAUAACUCUGACGAUUCACAUGCUAACAUUAUCGUUUGUGGUGAGUUACCUGAUAUACAUUGAUGUCGCUGACUUCCCGUGGAUCAUUCGUUUCGAUAUGGUGCUUUCGGCGAUUUUGACUGCGGAGGUCCUGAUGAAAUUCAUCACUGGAUAUGUGGUUGCCGAAACAAAAGAAGUUGUGCUUGAACCAGGCAAAAUUGUGUGGAACUAUUUGCGCUAUUUUCGAGUAGUUUAUGAUAUGCUAGGCGCAUUUCCGUUUAUAUUGUUUUUGUAUAAACUUGACGAGAGUUACUAUAACAAGGAGCCACUGUUCUAUUUGAUACUCAUACUUUUUCUGUACGUGGUCCACUUGUUUCGAUUCAUAGACAUUAAUCGCUACUUCGAAGUUUUACCGAAGUUCUUCAAUGCCAGUGAAAACAAGGUUAUGAUAAUGAAGCUGAUUAUUGCCACGAUUUACGUUCUUCACUGGACCUCCUGCAUUAGCGAUAUCUUUCCGCUCGUGGCAAUGAACUCACCCAUCCGAGAUCGUCCAUCCAAGGAGACAAUUCUCAUGAAUUCAUUUCUGACGGAUCUCAACCGAGCAUAUUAUCGUCACAUGGAUUUGCCGGGUUUUUUACAACUUAAACGGAACUUAGCCUUGAAGAACCCAUUUCCCAGAACAUUUCAGGAAUUAGUAUCAGCACCUGAUCAAGCGUUUGUAGUGCGGAAAAUUAAUGACGCUGUGCAGAACGAAACCCUGCUGCGAUUGUACAUCCGAUCGAUUAUGGAUUCCAUCCAUGUGGCGCUGCAGUCGGUUCACGUCGAAACAAAUGGACCCACAGUGACAUACGAUUUACUUACGUCGUAUUUGGUGUUUGCCGGAUGGAUUUGGUUAACCUAUGUCACACUGACACUGAUUCGGGUGAUUAUUUCCUAUGAUUUGAGCGAAACCAAGUAUGAUGAAAUUGUCAACGAGUUGAACGCUUUCGCUCACAACAAGAGAUUGAAUGCGGAAUCCAAGGAUAAGAUGCUGCGCCAUUUUGCCAAUCGAUACCGAAUGAAGUACUUCAAUGAGGAAGAAAUUCAAAAUACGAUCUCGAACAAUUUGAGACGCAGCAUCAGAAUGGAAACGUGCCAACAUUUGGUGAAGAACGUCGAACUUUUUCGGAAUCUACCUCACGCGCUGAUUGAGGACAUUGUGGACCGGCUGACGAUGGAGGUUUUCCUCGAAAAUGACGUUAUCAUUCAGGCCGGUACCUUCGGCGAUGCCAUGUACUUUAUCGCCAGUGGAACGGCGGCCGUUUAUUCGGUGGCAGGCAGGGAGCUGGGCCACCUGGUGGACGGUGCUCACUUCGGGGAAAUUUCUCUACUGAAACGGGACCAGAAGCGAACGGCCAACGUGGUAGCCCUGGAGGCAUGCGAGGUGUACAAGCUAUCCUAUGCCGACUUUCAGUUACUGAUUGAACCCCAUUCGAAUCUGCUGGGACAAAUGCAAAAAUUGGCCGACGAACGGCUGGCGAAAAUACAGCAAGCCAGAGAUAAGGUGUCCGAGGAAGAUGUGUAUGAAAAUUUUCUACAAUAAAGAAUGGUUUUAACUGAUUUUGUUUUGGACGCUAUCAAUUCUAUGUUAACUUUUGUACAUGAGUUCUUUGAAAAUACAC
Messenger RNA from Malaya genurostris, 1920 nucleotides. RefSeq lists its product as uncharacterized. The transcript has a single exon. Bases 9 to 1841 code for a protein of 610 amino acids. The record is from RefSeq and is a predicted model, not a curated record. Lineage: Eukaryota; Metazoa; Arthropoda; Insecta; Diptera; Culicidae.